AUGCAGCAGAUGCCGGACGAGAGUGAGCCCUUGCUGUCUCAGGCUGGUGCAAGCGAUGCAGAAGCGGAGCGAGGGCAGGCCGGGAGCCUAAUCGGCCAGCUCCGUCGUCGAAAGACUUACGUUGGCUAUGCCAUCGUCUCCAGCUUCGUCUCUGGUUUCCUCAUCCUCUUGAUCGUCCUCAUCGCUCAAGAGGCUCACUCCGGCUCACCUGACUCCCCGGCAGAGACGAAGCCUGUCUUCCCGCAGCUUCCCAAGCCUCAGCCAGGCCUCCGCAACCCGGCUUAUCUCGUUCGCGGACGCCAUGGCGCUGUUGCAGCGGAAUCGGGCAUUUGCUCAGACGUCGGGGUCGAUGUUCUCAAGGAGAACGGCACGGCUACAGAUGCAGCUAUAGCUGCCACGCUGUGCAUUGGCGUCGUAGACAUGUUCAGCUCAGGCAUCGGCGGCGGCGGCUUCCUCGUCAUCAGACCACCUGACUGCAUCGCCGCUCUCGACCGGUCUGCCUGCCCUGUGCCCAUUUCGAUCGACUUCAGGGAAACAGCGCCCGAGGCCGCACACCCGCGCAUGUUCGCAGACAAUGCUCUCGCAAGCAAAUUCGGUGGGCUUGCGAUCGGUACGCCUGGCGAGCUCAGAGGCCUCCAAGCCGCUUACCAAGCCUACGGUGGCGGGGUAUCAUGGCGAAGACUCUUCGAGCCUAGCAUAGAGAUUGCUGACAAGGGUUGGCCCGCAACCGACGCGCUGAUCAAUAGACUCAAGCUCUUCGGAGCCUGGAUGCUGGAUGCGCCAGAGUGGGCUGAAAUCUUCGCUCCCGCUGGCGACUUCCUCCGCCCGGGCGAGCUCAUACGUCGGCCGGCCUUAGCACGAACGCUGAGGACCGUCGCAGACAAGGGCGCAGAUGCGUUCUAUAAGGGAGCGAUAGCGCACUCGAUCGUCGAAACGACGAGAGCGGCGGGCGGUAUCCUCACAAAAGCCGAUCUGGCAAAUUACAAGGCCGUCGUCGAGCAGGCUGCAAGGGGGACGUACCGCAAUCGUACGAUCUAUACGACUCAGCUGCCAUCGUCUGGUCCUAUACUUAUCUCGCUGCUCAACACACUCGAGCCGCUGGAUUUGCUGGAGCAAGGCCGCACGGUCAAGAAUAUACACAUCUUUCUCGAAGCGCUCAAAUUCUCAUUCGCACAUCGCACUCACUUUGGCGAUCCCGCUUUUCAUGCCCAACCAGCUUAUCUCGCCAAGCUCAUGACGAAGCAAUUCGGUCGCGAGACGCUCGCAAAUAUCACUGGCGGCACACACUCGGUAUCCUACUACAAUCCUUUGUUCGAUGUCAAGACCGAUCAUGGCACCAUGCAUCUGUCCGUCGUCGAUGCGCACGGCAGCGCGGUCUCACUGACGUCUACCGUCAACCUUCCGUUUGGCUCGCGCGUCAUGGACCGCGAAACAGGCGUCAUCCUGAACGAUGAGAUGGACGAUUUCGCCACUCCCGGCGUGCCUGAUUACUUCGGCCUCGAGCCUUCGCCAUUCAAUUAUCCAGAGGCUCGAGCCGGACUCGGAAAGCGACCACUAUCGAGCACAAGUGCUGUCUUGAUGGACGAUGCAGACGGCAAAUUUCUACUUGCUCUGGGCGGCAGCGGCGGCUCGCGAAUCUACAGCGCAGUCGCUCAAGUUAUACUCAAUCUUGAUUGGGGUCAAGAUCUAUCUGCAGCGAUACAAGAACCUAGAGUACACGAUCAGCUCCUGCCAACGUACGUUUCCGUCGAGGGAUCCUAUUCGCCCGGCAUUCUUGCUGGCUUGGCUCAGCGUGGCCAUCGCGUUGAGCUCUUUGACAUCAACAUUGGCAUUGCAGCCGUGCAAGCCGUUCAGAAGCUCGGCGGGUGGUUUUACGCCGCAUCAGACAGUCGCAAGUGGGGACGAGCCGCUGCAUACUAG
Molecule: messenger RNA, 1920 nt
Organism: Mixia osmundae IAM 14324
Lineage: Eukaryota; Fungi; Basidiomycota; Mixiomycetes; Mixiales; Mixiaceae
Exons: 3
Coding region: 1-1920 (639 amino acids)
Biological process (GO): glutathione catabolic process
Cellular component (GO): plasma membrane; fungal-type vacuole
Molecular function (GO): glutathione gamma-glutamate hydrolase
Source: RefSeq, a predicted model, not a curated record